GAUCGCUGCCUGUGCUGCGUGCUUCCUUUUUGCCUUCGUCCAGUGAACUAUGCAAGUUGGGAGUACGUAAAUGUUUGAGAUUUCGGAAAAGGGGAUUUUCUUUUUUUUUUUUUUUUCUUUUUGGGAGAUGAUUGAGUUCGCGGGCAGCCUGUUCCUUGGAAGCCAGCAGCCUGAAAGAGAGCCCCCGCCAACCCUGAACUGCCAACGAGGCGGCCUUAUCCGUCAAUCGAAAAACGUGCUCGGCUGCGGCUCAAUUUCGUUGUCGGUGGGCGACCCGGCGAAUUGGAUACCCACGCUCUCGAAACUCAGCAAAUCCUCCUCCACACCCUGGUCCUGGCUCGUAUCUCCAAGCCUCCCCAAACGGCCCGUCUGCUCGUGUCCUGCCCGUGUGAAACGACGCUAUUGAAUACUUGCUUUGCUUCAGAAUGUGGCUAUGAGCAAAAAAAGAACGAAAGCACAAAAGACAGGCUGCUUCUUGCGGUGGAUCUCAAACCGCAGAAGCCCACGCUAGUUGGGUCAAAGUGGGACGGCAAAGGGAAGAUCGGCAACCGAGACAAAAUAAAAAAAUUAAUUCCAAAAAAUAAAAGCGAAGAAACAACUGUUUGUUGUGGACCAUAUUUUACGGCCCUAGUUAUGAUUCGAUGACAAAUGCGGCGUAACGACAAGACGUGACGGCACGACAGCCAGCCGUGAGAGACUGCGAUGGCGUGAGGGCAACAGGUUUCCACGCCUGGACUGUGAUGAUGAUGAUGAUGAUGAUGAUGCGGGAGCAGUUAUUUUACAUCCGUAGGAGUGCCUUUCAUUACGGGGUCAGGAGCCUGGAACAUGAGAAUGCGUGAACCAGCACGCCACGGGGUUAAUAAAUAUUAAUACUUGAAGCAACUGCACAUCCAACUCUGGAAGUGUUCUUUUCCUUCGCGCUGAGAUCCUGGAACCAACAGGCCAGAUAGUGAAUAAUAUAACCACCAGGAGCAUUUUACGGAACAUUUUUCUA
This is a messenger RNA of Coccidioides immitis RS, 994 nucleotides long. RefSeq lists its product as uncharacterized. The transcript has a single exon. NCBI's taxonomy places the organism in Eukaryota, Fungi, Ascomycota, Eurotiomycetes, Onygenales, Onygenaceae. Bases 71 to 406 code for a protein of 111 amino acids. The record is from RefSeq and is a predicted model, not a curated record.